Molecule: messenger RNA, 962 nt
Organism: Lactuca virosa
Lineage: Eukaryota; Viridiplantae; Streptophyta; Magnoliopsida; Asterales; Asteraceae
Source: the annotation of a GenBank genome assembly
AUGCAGAUUACAACAAUGACUCCACCUAUUGAGACUCAAACCAAACACACCGACUAUCAUCAUCAUCAUUCACAUGCUCCUCUCAAUGAAAGAAUACUCUCAUCCUUGAGCAGAAGAUCAGUUGCUGCACACCCUUGGCAUGAUCUUGAAAUAGGUCCAGGAGCACCAACAAUAUUCAACUGUGUGAUUGAGAUUAGCAAGGGUAGCAAGGUAAAGUAUGAGCUCGACAAAAAAACAGGACUUAUCAAGGUGGAUCGUGUCCUAUACUCAUCAGUUGUGUACCCUCACAAUUACGGUUUUGUCCCUCGUACUCUCUGUGAAGACAAUGACCCUCUUGAUGUCUUGGUUAUCAUGCAGGAACCAAUUCUUCCAGGGUGUUUUCUUCGUGCAAAAGCAAUUGGUGUGAUGCCUAUGAUUGAUCAGGGAGAGAAAGAUGAUAAGAUAAUUGCAGUGUGUGCUGAUGAUCCUGAGUAUAGACAUUACAGUGACAUUAAGGAACUCCCACCACAUCGAUUGGCUGAGAUUCAUCGCUUUUUUGAAGACUACAAGAAGAAUGAGAACAAGGAGGUUGUGGUCAAUGAUUUCUUGCCAGCUGCUGAGGCUAUUGAGGUUGUCAAACAUUCCAUGGAUCUGUAUGCGGACUAUAUUGUGGAAAGCUUAAGGAGAUAAAGGAGAGAGGAUGUUUGAUCCAUUUGUAGGUGAAGAAGAUGAUGUCAUAUAUAAAGUCAAGUUCUAUAUUAUAUUUUUGGGCAAAAUUGCACAUUUCCAUGUGUGCCUAUAAUAUGUUGUGUAAUCUAUAUUAUCCCCAUCGACAAUGACGACUAUUAUGAAAAAAAAAUACUCAAGAAAAGAAAAGUGGUUCGACUAUUACAUAUAUAUAUAUUCUAUUUUAUUUUUUUUUAUAUUUUUUUCCCAUUCAAUGUAUUGGCAAUGUGUAACAGUGUAAGGGAAGAGUUUUUGUG